AUGCUGUCAAGAACGUCUCUGUCUCUAGCCAGCUCUUCUCGACUAGCUAGCUGGACGUCUUCCUACUCGACCAGGCUCACCACCGCAACAGCAACGGCCAGCAUCUCCCGAAGUCUCACUACCACUUCAACGCUUCGUUCUGGGAGAGAAGGUGCACGACCUUCUUCGUCAUCGAAUCGCAGCCAGGAUCGCUCGGACUAUCGUCCUCGCCGCAGGGAAGAUGGCGGUUCGGCGUCGGGCAAUCAGCGUUCGGGUGGUUCGAACUAUGGCAACCCGGUAGCGCAGUACAGCCGCAACCAGCGAUUUGCAGCUGACGGCACGAGGAAGCGUCUACCUCAUCCGAAUGCCAAGCCGAGAUCGGAUAGGGAUGCGAAUAGUAACCAGAAUCAGAGGGGAAACCAGUCAAGGGAUAGGAGGCCGAGGGAAGGAUCUAGUCGUAGCGGCGGAGGCGAAGGAUACUCGUCUCGGCGCGGUGGGGAUGAUUCGACGAUGAAGUUCGGCGCAUCUGCUCAGGACGGGCUGAGGUCAGGAUCGCAAGCGAACAAUGCAGCUGCGAAGCGGGAUUCCACUUUUUCGAGGUUGAGAGCUCGCAACAGCCCUUCCGAAGAUGGUGAGGACCGAGGAGCUCGUGGAAGAGGGGCUGAUAGGUUUGGAGAAGCGGGUGCGAUCGAAGACGACGCUUCUACGUCUGCAGUCAGAGGAGUUCCGGCAGAUGAAGGUUUGGGGGACGGCAGAACCGCCCUCGAGAAAUCGGAUCGACACCACACAGCAAAGCAAAAGAAAAAGGAAGGUCGAGGCUCCCUUCUCGAUCCCGAAUUCGACCACGAUCGCAACUCGCGACGACCUUCUACCUCCCAUUCGACCCGACAGCCCCGUCACGCUUUCUCCUCCAAAGACAAUGACGGCCUCCCUUCCGACCUCGACCGAGCACCGCAAACCCCACGGAUCAAGCCGAAACUCCUCCCCAAGGUCGACCGAAACAUCUUCCUGCCCUCCGUCAUCUCGGUCGUCAUGCUCGCCACCCGCAUGGAGAAAAAGCUUCGCGCGGUACAAAACGUCAUGACUGACCUCGGCAUGCCCGACACGCGUCCCGAUCUGAUGCUCAAGUUCGAAGACGCCGAGAUGGUCGCUGCCGAGCUCAACGUUGUCGCCAUCCCGAACGACGAAGCUAGUUUCGAUAUUUAUCCACGACCGCCGCCGGCAUCGGCGGAGGAAGCGGCGAAUUUCCCGUUGCGUCCUCCCGUGGUGACGAUCAUGGGACAUGUGGAUCACGGUAAGACUACGCUGUUGGACAGGUUGCGCUCCACUUCUGUGGCGCAGGGUGAGGCUGGAGGUAUCACGCAGCAUAUCGGUGCGUUCAGCGUACCCAUCAGUGGAAGGGAGCAAGACAAGGGCAAGAAAAAGGGUUACAAGGGGAUUCAGACGAUCACGUUCCUUGAUACACCUGGACACGCUGCGUUCACAGCGAUGAGAAGUAGAGGCGCGAUGGUGACCGACAUUGUCGUGCUGGUGGUUGCCGCCGACGACGGCGUCAUGCCUCAAACGAAGGAGGUCAUUCAACUCGUCAAGAACGCCAACGCGGACAUCGACACGGACGACCUCGCAACGCAAUCUCGAGUGCAGAUGGUCGUAGCUCUCAACAAGAUCGACAAGCCCGAUGCCGAUCCGGAACGCGUGAAACGAGAACUGCUCGCCGCCGGCGUCGAACUCGAGGAGCUCGGUGGAGACGUUCCCUGCGUCCACGUAUCCGGUAAAACGGGCAGGGGAUUGGAUUCUCUCGAAGAGACCGUUGCGACGCUCGCCGAGCUCGCCGAACUGCGUGCUGAGAAGACCGGCUUACCCGAGGGCUACGUGAUCGAAUCGAAAGUCGACAAGGGCAGAGGCAACGUCGCCACCGUCCUGAUCAAACGCGGUGUGCUCAACAAGGCUGCUCCGAUCGUCGCGGGCACGGCGUGGUGUAAAGUGCGACAGAUUCUGCAUUCCAGCGGACGACCGCUGGCAGCCGCUUUCCCGGGCGAUCCUGUGCUGGUCACGGGUUGGAGGGAGCUACCCAGUGCCGGAGAUAUGCUGUUGGGAGCGACGGACGAGCAAUCGUGCAAGAAGGCGUGUGAGAACCGGAAGCAGUUGCAGGAGCAAAGAAGGCUGAUGGAGGACGUGGAGCAGAUCAACGAGGCGAGGAGGGUCAAGGCGGAGGAGGACGAGAUGGAGGCGAAGCGGGAGUUUGAGGAGAGGCAGAGGAGGAGGGCUGCUAGGUUGGCAGCUGACGAUGGCAAGGAUCCGCUGGCUGUACUUGCUGCCAUGGAGUCGUCUGCAUCUGCCGCUGCGGACACUGCUUCAGCAAGUGAUCUCGAACAGGUCGAAGAUUCAGAGCUCUCGAGCGUUCAGAAGGAGGAGAAGAAAAAGUUCCUCAACGUCAUCAUCAAAGCCGACUUCUCCGGCACCGUCGAAGCUGUAGUCGGAGCUAUCUCCACCAUCGGAAACUCGGAAGCUGGCGUCAAGAUCAUCUCAGCCUCUCCCGGAGAACCGUCCGAAUCAGACAUUGCCAAAGCCGCCGCUCUCUCCGCUACCAUCAUCGGGUUCAACGUGACCCCGUCCAAAACCGUACUGCAGUCCGCCGCGCGAGCCCAACCGCACCCGGUACCCGUGAUCGUCUCGGACGUGAUCUACCGGCUGAUGGAGACCGUCUCUUCCGCGGUAUCCGCCCUGCUACCACCGACGAUGGAGGCGAGAGUCCACGGCGAAGCCACCGUCAGCCAGGUGUUCGAUAUCAACGUCAAGGGCAAGAGCUUCAAGAAGAUCGCAGGGUGCAGGGUGACCAACGGUACGAUUGCCAAGAGCAGCAACGUGAGGGUGGUCAGGGGUAAGGAGAGGAAGGAGGUGUACAGGGGCAGGUUGGAUCAUUUGAAGCAUGUGAAGAAGGAUGUGAGCGAGAUGAGGAAGGGUACCGAAUGCGGGAUGAGCUUUGAGGGGUGGGGGGAGCUGCUGGAGGGAGAUGUGGUGCAGUGUUUCAGCGAGGUUGAGGUUGCGAGGAGUUUGUAG
This is a messenger RNA of Pseudozyma hubeiensis SY62, 3039 nucleotides long. Its product is annotated as translation initiation factor. Gene Ontology annotation, molecular function: GTP binding; translation initiation factor activity; GTPase activity. The transcript has a single exon. Gene Ontology annotation, biological process: translational initiation. The record is from RefSeq and is a predicted model, not a curated record. NCBI's taxonomy places the organism in Eukaryota, Fungi, Basidiomycota, Ustilaginomycetes, Ustilaginales, Ustilaginaceae. Bases 1 to 3039 code for a protein of 1012 amino acids.